AGCCCGCUUGGAAGUUCAUAUCAUGAGCCUUUUGGCAGCCUUGGAAGGAGAACAUCACGGCGGGGAGAAGGAACUGAAGGGCGAGGUGGGCCGCGACGCCGGGGAGAAGAAGCGCGAUGGACCAGAGGAGAAGCCACUGCUGUUGUUCCAGCAGGUGUCGCGGUGCUUCUGCAUGCCGAUCAAGCAGGCGGCGGAGGAGCUCAAUGUUGGGCUGACGCUCCUGAAGAGGCAGUGCCGGGAGCUCGGGAUCCCGCGGUGGCCGCACCGAAAGUUGAAGAGCCUGGAGACGCUCAUCAAGAAUGCUCAGGAGCUAGGGAAGCCUAUGAUUGAAGUGGAGAUGCUGCAACGGAAGAAGAAGCUGAUCGAGGAGAGGCCUGGGCACAUUGAGCUGGAUGAGGAGACGAAGGUGCUGAGGCAGGCGUGCUUCAAGGAGAAGUUCAAGAGGAGAAGGCUCAUGGCAAUGGAGCGGUAAUUCAAGAUGGAUAUGCUUGUUCCAUGGGAAUUUUGUUGGUGGGUGAAUCGCGGGUUUGAUCAGGCCGGGUAUUUUGCAGUUCUGAUCAGGGGAAUUUUGACUGAUCAAAUUUGCCAUCCGUAGCGUAGUCUGACCAGCUUUCUUUAUUUUGGGGGCCGGAGGAGGAAGUCUGUCUUGGUUAGCGUCUGAGCAAGACAGAAAGUAGAUGUUUUUGCUGUAAAUACUAUCACUCGUCCUCUGGCUAUCUUCUCAGGGCAUCUUCAAUAGUUUGUAUGUUAGCUUGUUGGUAAAAUAUGCAAUGUCAUCAAUCAACACCUUAACAUACAACAACUUCAAUGGGUUGUAUCUAGUUUGCUCAAUAGGAUCUGAGAU
Molecule: messenger RNA, 844 nt
Organism: Triticum aestivum (bread wheat)
Lineage: Eukaryota; Viridiplantae; Streptophyta; Magnoliopsida; Poales; Poaceae
Product: protein RKD3-like
Exons: 2
Coding region: 23-472 (149 amino acids)
Molecular function (GO): DNA-binding transcription factor activity
Source: RefSeq, a predicted model, not a curated record